This is a messenger RNA of Panonychus citri (citrus red mite), 2392 nucleotides long. Its product is annotated as poly(U)-binding-splicing factor half pint-like. Lineage: Eukaryota; Metazoa; Arthropoda; Arachnida; Trombidiformes; Tetranychidae. The transcript is spliced from 4 exons. The record is from RefSeq and is a predicted model, not a curated record. Gene Ontology annotation, molecular function: RNA binding. Gene Ontology annotation, cellular component: precatalytic spliceosome; catalytic step 2 spliceosome. Gene Ontology annotation, biological process: regulation of alternative mRNA splicing, via spliceosome; alternative mRNA splicing, via spliceosome; mRNA splice site recognition. The coding region runs from base 526 to 2115 and encodes 529 amino acids.
AUUUUCUGUUCCUUUUUUCAAUUUAUUUUCAUCGAUUAAUUUUAUCAAUGGUAAUUAAUUAAUUUAAUUUAUCUCUUAUCUUAGUGACUGUUUAUUUAUUUAAUUAUUAAGUUAAAUCAACAUUUAGUCAAAUUAUUAUUUUAUUGUGUUAUUGGUCCAAAUUGAAAAGACAACAUGGAUAACGGAGUCAACAACAUUAACCAAGAUGAAAAACCUACAGCCUGUGAUAGUCACAUAACCAUUGGGAAGCCGAUCAACUCUCUGACGAUGUCUCUCAGCUCUUCUCUCUCUAUACUUUUUUUUGUUUUCACAUAAUAUGGUAAAAAAACUAAUUGCUUUAAAUUCUAAUCAUAUUUGCUUCUUUAUUAAACAGAUGAUGCUUCUUCUCCUGAUUUGUCAGCUGUUCAACAAACUGGUACAUUGAUAUGUGGUCCUGGUGCCCUUCGAGCUUCAGCAAUUCAAGCUGGAUUGGUUAAACUUACACCGGAACAAUAUGAGUCCAUCACCAAAGCCAAAAAAUAUGCCAUGGAGCAAAGCAUUAAGAGUGUUCUUGUCAAACAAACCAUAGCCCACCAACAACAACAGCAAAAAUCACUACAGCGGCAUCAAGCUUUGGUGCUUAUGUGCCGUGUUUAUGUUGGAAGUAUUAGUUUUGAGCUUAAAGAGGAUACUGUUCGACAAGCAUUUUUACCUUUCGGCCCCAUUAAGUCAAUUAACAUGUCUUGGGACCCUUUAACUCAGAAGCAUAAAGGGUUUGCAUUUGUUGAAUAUGAAUUACCGGAAGCUGCUCAGUUAGCUUUAGAUCAAAUGAAUGGUGUCAUGAUUGGUGGUCGAAACAUCAAAGUAGGAAGACCUAGUAAUAUGCCACAAGCAGCGCCGAUAAUUGAACAGAUCACCAAUGAAGCCAAAAAGUUUAAUCGUGUUUAUGUUGCUUCUAUUCAUCAGGAUUUAACUGAACAAGAUAUUCAAUCAGUUUUUGAAGCUUUUGGUAAAAUCAAAAUUUGUAAAUUAGCUCAAUCUCAGUAUCCCGGAAAACACAAGGGCUAUGGUUUCAUUGAAUACGAAACGGAUCAAGCAACAAGUGAUGCGAUCACAUCAAUGAAUUUAUUUGAUUUAGGAGGUCAAUAUCUUCGUGUUGGACGAGCAAUCACUCCACCGAACUGUUUAGAUGGACCCACUGCUCCUAGUACGAUGCCAACUGCUGCAGCAGUCGCAGCCGCGGCAGCAACUGCCAAAAUCCAAGCCAUGGAGGCAACAGGUAUAUCGCCGGUAACCAAUUCAUCUUCUGGAACCUCUCCUUUAAUCGAAGGAGUAACAGCCAUUCCUGCUACCGGUUUAUCACUUCCUACAUCUUUAAAUAUUGGUGGCUCAACGAGUUUGAUGGCUUUAGCAGCGACACAAGUACAACCCGUAUUAGCCGCAAAUGCACCAGGAAUCAUCACCGGUGUGACAGUAAAUCCAGCCCCAACUCUCAUCUCAACUCUCUCAAUCCCAAUAGUGACUCAACAAACUACUACUACAGUUUCACCAAAUAGCACAAUAACAACACCAUUAUCAACAAUUACACUUAAUAAUAGUACCAAUAACAAUAACUCCUCAGCAUCAAACACCAAUGAUUUAGUAAAUAAGGUGGUUGUAAGUGGACUUGCAGCCGCUCAAGAAAAAGCUUCAGCACUCGCUGCUUCCAAAGAAAUCGAAGCUAAAGAAAGUAACCCCGGAGAAGAGCCACAAACCUUACAGCAGCAAGAGAACGUUGUAAUCAAAGGAUCUAAUGCUCGACAAAUGUUGAUGCAAAAAUUGAUGCGAAAAACAGAGUCUCGAGUUGUCGUUUUACGAAACAUGGUCGGAGUAGAAGAUAUUGACGAUGCAUUAGAAUCUGAAGUGACCGAUGAAUGUGGUAAAUUUGGCUCAGUUAAUCGUGUUAUCAUUUAUGAAGAAAAACAGUCAGAGGAUGAUGAUGCCGAAGUGAUUGUCAAAAUAUUCGUUGAAUUCAGUAACAGUCAAGAAGCCAUAAAAGCUCGUGAUUCAUUAAAUGGAAGAUUUUUCGGAGGCCGAAUUGUGAAAGCCGAAAUUUACGAUCAAACUCUAUACGAUGAAAAAGAUCUCUCUGGUUAAUGCAUGUGAUUUAAUUUAUAAUAUUUAAUUCAUCUCCACGAUUACCCGAAAAAAAGAAGAUUUAUCUUUCUCUCUCUCCCGCUUUUCUCAUAAACAACUACAAAAUACAAACACAACCACACAACCACACAAACACACACACAUACACUCACUCACACAAAAAGCCAAAAGCCAAAUCGAAACGGUUUAAAUAACUAAAUCAACCUCAUCAUCAACAACAAUCGUCGUGUUUGUCUCAAUCUCUACCUAUUAAAUAUUUUACUUAUUGAAAAAAAAA